ACGCGUUGGUUGUCAAUUUUGGUGAGGAGGUGAGUCAGGCAGUGCGUCCCUUCUCAGAGCCGCGAGGCUAUGUCACAAUGGGACGACGGACUAUCCGGCAUCAUCGUAUGUGGACCAUGAUACAGCUUUAGGUCCUUGGGACCACUCACUCACCGUUAGUCUGACCACUAGCUGUAAUGGCUCUCUACCGCUUUAAAAAGGCAUCCCUCUCUCGACCGCUCGAGUUGAGAUUGUGGCGCCCCUCCCUACUCUUCCGCACUGUUUUUGAAGACGAUUCUAUAUUGAAAAGUAGAUUCAUCUAAAUCGGUUUUACCGUGAGAAAGCCAGAUUUCGUGGAGGGAUUUUCCUAUUGGCAAUAGACGAUAGGAGAAUAUUUUCUCUAGCGCUGAUAUGUUGUAUUGCCGUUGUCUUUACAUUCCGCAAACAGUGGUGAAAUAUGGCCACUGUUUUAGAGCAGCAUUCAGAUUCUCUUGAAGAAAAUGAUCACCAAAUAGACAUUUGAUUUUGCUAGGUCGUUUCUCUAAACAAUGAAUGACGUUUUACUGUGUUUGUUAGAUUUUACUCCAAAGGGACUAACAUUGUUUGUUAAUGUUCAUCAAACAUUAGUUAGUCUUCCAACGAAUAGGCUAUCGAAGGGUCGCGCGUUAACCAGGCUAUAUAUCCUCUCCACAGCAGCAUAAUAACAAUCCUCACAUUACCACGUGAGAUUGGAGAUUUUGAUAUUGUUUUAGUACCUGAUAUGUUGGAUUUUUCAUAUUGAUCUCUUAUAAUUUCAGCAUUAUUGUUCAAUUAUCUAUUUUGUAAUAUGUUAUGUCAUGAACUCAUAUUUAUUUUGUCAAGUUUGGGACUGCUUUAUUGCACCCUCGACAACCACUGUGAUUAUUAUUAUUUGACCCUGCUGGUCAACAUCUUGGCCACCCCUCAAGAGGACUGGCCACCCCUCAUAUCCUGGUUCCUCUAGGUUUCUUCCUAGGUUCUGGCCUCUCUAGGGAGUUUUUCCUAGGCACCUUGCUGCUACACCUGCAUUGCUUGCUGUUGGGGUUUUAGGCUGGGUUUCUGUACAGCACUUUGAGAUAUCAACUGAUGUAAGGGCUUUCUAAAUAGAUAUGAUUUGACUAUGACUUUUGGGUAAUUAUGCACUUCUUCACAUGAUACUGCAUUGCUCAGAAAUCCAAAUAAAAGUUGUACUCCUCCUCCUGCUUUGAGCCUUUAUAAUGUCUUUUGAGCAUUUAUGACAUAUUCAACUGUCUCAAACUGGCUGUUAUUAAGUCAGGAUCAUUCAGAUAAUAAUAUAAGAGGGUCAUAUGCUUAUGACAAGUCAUAAAAUGCUUUUAAACUGCAGCAUCUUCCAUAUACCUGUUAUCAAAUGUAUUGCCAUUGUAUCUGCUCUCUUCUACCAGGCCUGCAGGCAGCUGCAGUAAGCCACCAUGUCCAUGGCCCAGCAGCAGAACCAGGUGAUCCUCCAGUUCCACUUCGGAACCUUCGGAGACUCCAUGCUGCAGAAGAUGAACCUGCUCCGCCACCAGACCAGUUUCUGUGACGUCACUGUGCGCAUCAAUGACCUGGAGGUCCCAGGUCACAAGGUGGUGUUGGCAGCCGGUUCUCCCUUCCUCCGGGACCAGUUCUUUCUGCAGGACUCAUCCACGAGGGAGGUCCAGAUCUCCAUGAUCCAGGAGGCGGAGGUAGGCCAUCAGCUGCUCCUGUCCUGCUACACAGGAACCCUGGAGCUGCCUGAGAUAGAGCUGGUCAACUACCUAACUGUGGCCAGCUUCCUCCAGAUGGGCCACGUAGUGGAGCAGUGCACCCAGGCUCUCAAGAAGUUCAUCCAGCCGCGACCCUGCCAGGUGAAACAGCAGCCUCGGGAGGAGGAAGAAGAUGGAGAGACUCUCAGAGCCUCUCAUGCCCAGAGACUACAGGAGCUGCCCCAAGCACAGGUAGUGCAUUGUCAGGUGGAGGAGGAUGAUGAAGACGAUGAAGAUGAUGUGACAAUUCAGCUGAUGACCCCUCCCCAGAGGCAGAAGCGAGACAGGAGUGAGGGCGAGGAGAGCCCCAUCACCAUCGUAAAGGUGGAGUCUGUGUGUGAGCGGAUGUCUGAGAUGUCUGAACGCCCCUCUACCUCCACCGCAGUGUGCUUCCCCACCAGCCCCCCAUUGUCGAUACACUCCCCCGAGCCCCAGCACUCCCUCAUCAACUCCACAGUGGACACCCGGGCUAGCGAAAUGACCAUGCCACCCAUGCCAGGAUACCCACUCAGCCCCCUUCCACUACCCACCUCAGCCACAGGGAGACCCAAUCUGGGGGGGCACCUACGAAACUCAGACAAAUCCCUUCAGUGGUACCACCAGUGCCCAAAGUGUGCCCGCGUGUUCCGCCAGUUAGAGAACUACGCCAACCACCUCAAGAUGCACAAGCUGUUCAUGUGCCUGCUGUGUGGCAAGAUGUUCACCCAGAAGGGUAACCUGCACCGUCACAUGCGGGUCCACGCUGGCAUCAAGCCCUUCCAAUGCAAGAUCUGUGGCAAGACCUUCACUCAGAAAUGCUCUCUCCUGGACCACCUGAACUUACACAGCGGAGACAAGCCCCAUCGCUGUAACUACUGUGACAUGGUGUUUGCACACAAGCCCGUGCUCCGCAAACACCUCAAACAAAUCCAUGGCAAGAACAGCUUUGACAACGCCAACGAGAGGAGCCAACUACACAACGGGAUUCUGGACUUUGAGUAUGGGCGUCUGCAGGACUGUAGCAUGGACAAUAGCAUGGACAAUAAGCCAGUUCUUGUGGGUGACUCUCUGUAGCACUGUAUCGCUUUACAUUUCUGCUGAGUCACAAAUCAAUAGCUGCGUAGUAGUGUUAGCUGAAUUGUAAACCACACUGUAAGGUACUUGAAGGUAUAACACUGAAUACUAGAAGAAUAGUUACUGUAAAAUGAGUACCAAAAAUAUGAACUGAAAUGAUUUGUCCUCAUGAGUAUUGUUUUGGCUAAGGAAGCCUACAGUAGAACCAAAGUGAUUAUAGUGUGUCUGUAGAACAUAUGUUUUUAUUGUCAAUGAUGCCUCUUUUGGAAAUGGGGUAGAUGAUAUACACUACUGUUCAAAGGUUUGGGGUCACUUAGAUAUGUCCUUGUUUUUGAAAGAAAAGCACUUUUUUUGUCCAUUAAAAUAACAUCAAAUUGAUCAGAAAUACAGUGUAGACAUUGUUCAUGUUGUAAAUUACAAUUGUAGCUGGAAACGGCGGAUAUUUAAUGGAAUAUCUACAGUUGAAGUCGGAAGUUUAAAUACACCUUCGCCAAAUACAUUUCAACUCAGUGUUUCACAAUUCCUGAUAUUUAAUCCUAGUAUAAGUCCCUGUUUUUAUGGUGGAUUUGGAGCAGUGGCUUCUUCCUUGCUGAGCGGCCUGUCAAGUUAUGUUGAUAUAGGACUCAUUUCACUGUGGACAUAGAUAGUUUUGUACCUGUUUCCUCCAGCAUCUUCACAAGGUCCUUUGCUGUUGUUCUGGGAUUGGUUUGCACUUUUCACACCAAAGUACGUUCAUCUCUAGGAGACAGAACACAUUUCCUUUCUGAGCGGUAUGACGGCUGCGCGGUCCCAAUAGUCAUACUAUUGUUUGUACAGAUGAACGUGGUACCUUCAGGCGUUUGGAAAUUGCUCCCAAGAAUGAACCAGACUUGUGGAGGUCUUGGCUGAUUUCUUUUGAUUUUCCCAUGAUGUCAAGCAAAGAUGCACUGAGUUUGACAGUAGGCCUUGAAAUACAUCCACAGGUACACCUCCAAUUGACUCAAAUCAAUUAGCAGCUUCUAAAGCCAUGACAUCAUUUUCUGGAGUUUUCCAAGCUGUUUAAAGGCACAGUCAACUUACUGUAUGUAAACUUCUGACCCACUGGAAUUGUGAUACAGUGACUAAUUGAAAUAAUCUGUCUGUAAACAAUUGUUAGAAAAAUGACUUGUGUCAUGCACAAAGUAGAUGUCCUAACCGACUUGCCAAAACUAUAGUUUGUUAACAAGAAAUUUUUGGAAUGGUUGAAUAAAAAGUUGUAAUGACUCCAACCUAAGUGUAUGUAAACUUCUGACUUCAACUGUACGUAGGCGAACAGAGGCCCAUUAUCAUCAACCAUCACUCCUGUGUUCCAAUGACACGUUGUGUUAUCUAAUCCAAGUUUAUCAUUUUAAAAGGCUAAUUGAUCAUUAGAAACCCUUUCGCAAUUAUGUUUGCACAGCCAAAAACUCUUGUCCUGCUUAAGGAAGCAAUAAAACUGGCCUUCUUUUAGACUAGUUGAGUACCUGGAGCAUCAGCAUUUGUGGGUUCGAUUACAGGCUCAAAAUGGCCAGAAACAAAGGACUUUAUUUUUUUUGACGCCAUUGGUCAAGCAUGGUGGAGGCAAUGUGAUGGUCUGGUGGUGCUUUGGUGGUGGUAAAGUGGGGGAUUUGUACAGGGUAUAAGCGAUCUUGAAGAAGGAAGGCCAUCACUCCAUUUUGCAACGCCAUGCCAUACCCUGUGGAUGGUGCUUAAUUGGAGACAAUUUCUUCCUACAACAGGACAAUGACCCAAAACACAGCUCAAAACUAUGCAAUAACUAUUUAGGGAAGAAGCAAUCAGCUGGUAUUCUGUCUAUAAUGGAGAGGCCAGUACAGUCACCGGAUCUCAACCCUAUUGAGCUUUUGUGGGAACAGCUUGACCGUAUAGUACGUAAGAAGUGCCCAUCAAGCCAAUCCAAUUUGUGGGAGAUGUUUCAGGAAGCAUGGGGUGAAAUCUCUUCAGAUUACCUCAACAAAUUGACAAAUAGAUUGCCAAAGGUCUGCAAGGCUGUAAUUGCUGCAAAUGGAGGAUUCUUUGACGAAAGCAAAGUUUGAAGGACACUAUUAGUUCAAUUAAAAAUCAUUAUUUAUAACCUUGUCAACGUCUUGACUAUAUUUCCUAUUCAUUUUGCAAUUAAUUUCAUCAAUGUUUUCAUGGAAAACAAGGACUUUUCUCAGUGACCCCAAACUUCUGAACGGCAGUGCAUGCUUGAAUAUUGUGUAAGGACAUGACAUGUGGGUGAGGAUAAUGAGUAUGUUGUGGUCCUACUGUGACACACAGUAUCAGAGGAUCAGAUUCCCAACAGGAGAACAAUAAGUCCCACUUUACUUCAAAAGAGAAUCAACGGGAUCUUAAGCACUUACAAAUGUGUAAUGUAUAUUGUUAGAAUUGGAAUUCAUAACAUAUGGUUCGAAUUGCAGGAGGUAACAUAUCAUACCAAAUGGAUGACGUUGAACACUAUUACUGAACGCACUACUUUCAAAACUACUGGCUGAAACGAUACAAAACCUUUAUAACGCAUUUUAAGUGACACUAAAAGCUGAUCUAUUUGCUAUGUUUUUACAUUGGUAGGUACAGGAUAAUUACAGUGUGCGCGCACAUUAGUACUUAGUGUGGCCUGUUUGGGCCAACUGUCAAUUUAAGUUUAUUUGCUAGUCUAAUUGAUAGCCUAUAAAGUCCAAACAGGAAUAGUUGUAAGUACUAUGUAACUAUGUGUAUCUAUACUGUAAUAACACUGUACCAGCCAAUGUCACCACCAUGUAAAUACUG
Messenger RNA from Oncorhynchus masou masou (cherry salmon), 5561 nucleotides. Its product is annotated as zinc finger and BTB domain-containing protein 26-like. The transcript has 2 exons. Gene Ontology annotation, molecular function: protein binding; DNA-binding transcription factor activity, RNA polymerase II-specific; RNA polymerase II cis-regulatory region sequence-specific DNA binding. Gene Ontology annotation, biological process: regulation of transcription by RNA polymerase II. The record is from RefSeq and is a predicted model, not a curated record. The coding region runs from base 1428 to 2795 and encodes 455 amino acids. NCBI's taxonomy places the organism in Eukaryota, Metazoa, Chordata, Actinopteri, Salmoniformes, Salmonidae.